Molecule: messenger RNA, 309 nt
Organism: Epithele typhae
Lineage: Eukaryota; Fungi; Basidiomycota; Agaricomycetes; Polyporales; Epitheliaceae
Exons: 4
Coding region: 1-309 (102 amino acids)
Source: RefSeq, a predicted model, not a curated record
AUGUCUUUCAAGCUCUCCGCUGCCGUUGUUCUCGGUCCCAUUGCUUCCCCGUCUGUCGUCUCUGCCCACCAGACAUGGCACGUCACCCCCAAUCUCACGUUCUGCAUCUACCUGACUGAUUGCGGCGAGUUCGGGUUCUACGGCCCCGACAACUUCUGCCUCGGCGGCUGCAACCCCCUUGGGUCGAAACCGCUCACGUCCUACAUGCCGGAGCCCGCCUGCCAGAGUGCCAACGAGCUCCUCUUUGAGGGCAUGUACGUCGUCAUUGACCCUGAUGGCCGCCGCCCGGACUUCCCGGUCGAAUGCUAG